UAACGUUUGGGGAACGCUUGCUAAAGUGAAGAAAGUUCCCUGUGGGGAAACUGGAGUUUUGUACUUUUCUGUUCCCUCGUCUUGUUCCGAAACGAAGGGAACAGCACUACUCAAUUUUGCAUGCACGCCUGAAGUGCAGUCUAACUUCAGUUACAUCAGGCAGUUCAUAAUAUCUAGCUAGCCUUGCUAGCUAACUUUUAGCGGUUGCCGCUAACUAGCCACAUUUUUAGCUUGUACCGAGUACCGAAGCUAAAGCCAUGGCGGAUGUUACUGCGCGUAGCUUACAGUACGAAUACAAAGCGAAUUCCAACUUGGUUUUGCAAGCGGAUCGUUCGCUCAUAGACCGCACUCGCCGAGAUGAACCAACAGGUGAAGUGCUAUCGCUGGUGGGAAAACUGGAAGGGACCAAGAUGGGAGACAAGGCUCAAAGAACCAAACCGCAAAUGUUGGAAGAGAGGAGAGCGAAGAGGAGAAAGCGUGAUGAAGACAGACACGACAUCAACAAGAUGAAGGGGUUUACUCUGCUGUCUGAGGGCAUCGACGAGAUGGUGGGCAUUGUCUACAAGCCCAAGACUAAAGAAACCAGAGAGACAUAUGAAAUUCUGCUCAGUUUCAUCCAGGCAGCUUUGGGAGACCAGCCUCGGGACAUCCUGUGCGGAGCCGCGGACGAGGUGCUGGCUGUGCUGAAGAACGAUAAAAUGAGAGAUAAGGAGAGGAGGAGAGAGGUGGAACAGCUGCUGGGGCCGGCUGACGACACACGCUACCACGUACUGGUCAACCUGGGCAAAAAGAUCACAGACUACGGAGGAGACAAGGAGCUCCAGAACAUGGACGAUAACAUUGAUGAGACAUACGGCGUGAACGUGCAGUUUGAAUCAGAUGAAGAGGAGGGGGAUGAGGACCAGUUUGGUGAAGUGCGGGACGAAGGCUCUGAUGACAGUGAGGGAGAGGAAGCAGAUGUGGGCUGCACUCUGUCUGCUAACCUGGGAGCAGCGGGUGAUGUCAUGACAGCUAAAAAGAAGGACCUGCACCCCCGUGACAUCGACGCCUUCUGGCUUCAGAGACAGCUUAGCCGUUUCUACGACGACGCCAUCGUGUCUCAGAAGAAAGCAGACGAAGUCUUGGAGAUUCUCAAGACGGCCAGCGACGACAGAGAGUGCGAGAAUCAGCUGGUUCUGCUUCUGGGCUUUAACACGUUCGACUUCAUCAAGAUCCUCCGGCAGCACAGACGGAUGAUCCUGUACUGCACCAUGCUGGCCAGUGCUCAGAGUGAGGCAGAGAAAGAGCGGAUCAUGAAUAAGAUGGAGGCUGAUCCUGACUUAUCUAAAGUGCUCUACCAGCUGCAGGAGACUGAGAAAGAGGACAUUAUACGGGAGGAAAGAUCGCGGAGGGAGAGAGUGAGGAAAUCCAGGGUGGACAACGACCUAGAGUCCAUGGACAUCGACCAUGGAGAGUCUGUGGCUCCUAGGCAGCUCUUGGAUCUGGAGGACCUGGCUUUCACACAGGGCAGUCACUUCAUGGCCAACAAACGCUGCCAGCUGCCCGACGGCUCCUUCCGCAAACAGCGCAAAGGCUACGAGGAGGUGCACGUGCCCGCCCUCAAACCCAAACCCUUCGCAGAGGACGAGACGCUGGUGCCCAUUGAAAAAUUACCCAAGUACGCUCAGGCUGGCUUUGAAGGCUUCAAAACCCUGAACCGCAUUCAGAGCAAACUGUUUAAGACCACCAUGGAGACAGAUGAAAACCUGCUGGUCUGUGCUCCAACGGGAGCAGGUAAAACCAACGUAGCCCUGAUGGCCAUGCUCAGAGAGAUUGGCAAACACAUCAACAUGGACGGCACCAUCAACGUGGACGACUUUAAGAUCAUCUACAUCGCCCCCAUGCGUUCUCUGGUACAGGAGAUGGUGGGCAGCUUCGGCAAGCGAUUGGCCAGCUACGGCAUCACUGUGUCAGAGCUGACGGGCGACCACCAGCUGUGUAAGGAGGAGAUCAACGCCACUCAGAUCAUUGUCUGUACGCCGGAGAAAUGGGACAUCAUCACCCGCAAGGGGGGAGAACGCACCUAUACACAGCUCGUGCGACUCAUUAUUAUUGAUGAGAUCCACUUGUUGCACGACGACCGUGGACCAGUGCUGGAGUCUCUGAUUGCCAGAACCAUCCGGAACGUGGAGCUGACUCAGGAGGAUGUGCGUCUCAUCGGCCUCAGCGCCACUCUGCCCAACUACGAGGACGUAGCCACCUGCCUGCGCGUCGACCCCUCCCGCGGACUUUUCUACUUUGACAACAGUUUCCGCCCGGUGCCUCUGGAGCAGACCUAUGUCGGAAUCACAGAGAAAAAAGCCAUCAAACGUUUCCAGAUCAUGAACGAAAUCGUUUAUGAGAAGAUCAUGGAACACGCUGGAAAGAACCAGGUGCUGGUGUUUGUGCACUCGCGUAAGGAGACCGGGAAGACGGCCCGUGCGAUCAGGGACAUGUGUUUGGAGAAGGACACUCUGGGUCUGUUUCUCAGAGAGGGCUCCGCCUCCACCGAGGUCUUAAGGACAGAGGCAGAACAGUGCAAAAACCUGGAGCUGAAGGAUUUGCUGCCAUAUGGCUUUGCCAUCCAUCAUGCUGGCAUGACCAGGGUGGACAGAACACUGGUGGAGGAUCUGUUCGCCGACAGACACAUUCAGGUGUUGGUGUCCACUGCCACUCUGGCCUGGGGUGUGAACUUGCCUGCCCACACGGUCAUCAUUAAAGGCACACAAGUGUACAGCCCAGAGAAAGGCCGAUGGACAGAGCUGGGAGCCCUGGAUAUUCUCCAGAUGCUGGGCCGUGCCGGCAGGCCACAGUACGACACUAAAGGAGAGGGCAUCCUGAUCACGUCUCAUGGAGAGCUGCAGUAUUACCUGUCUCUGCUCAACCAGCAGCUUCCCAUAGAGAGCCAGAUGGUGGGCAAACUGCCCGACAUGCUCAAUGCCGAGGUUGUCCUGGGCAACGUGCAGAACGCCAAGGACGCUGUGAACUGGCUGGGCUAUACUUACCUGUACGUGAGAAUGCUAAGAAACCCCACGCUGUACGGCGUGUCUCACGAUGAGCGGAGCAGCGACCCCCUGCUGGAGAGACGCAGAAUGGACCUGGUUCACACCGCUGCCACCAUCCUGGAGAAAAACAACCUGGUCAAAUACGACAAGAGAUCCGGCAGCUUCCAGGUGACAGACUUGGGUCGCAUCGCCAGUCAUUUCUACAUCACUCACGAGUCCAUCAUGACAUAUAACCAGCUCCUGAAGCCCACGCUGAGUGAGAUUGAACUGUUCAGAGUCUUCUCCCUCUCGUCUGAGUUCAGAAACAUCACUGUUAGAGAGGAAGAGAAACUUGAGCUUCAGAAAUUGCUGGAGAGAGUCCCCAUCCCUGUGAAGGAGAGCAUUGAAGAACCUAGUGCUAAGAUAAACGUGCUGCUCCAGGCCUUCAUCUCUCAGCUCAAACUGGAGGGCUUUGCCUUGAUGGCUGAUAUGGUCUAUGUUACCCAGAGUGCAGGAAGACUGAUGCGUGCCAUCUUUGAGAUUGUACUGGGCAGAGGUUGGGCUCAACUCACAGACAAGACCAUGAACCUGUGCAAAAUGAUCGACAAACGCAUGUGGCAGUCCAUGUCCCCCCUGCGCCAGUUCCGGAAGCUUCCAGAGGAGGUCAUCAAAAAGAUUGAGAAGAAGAGCUUCCCUUUUGAACGUCUCUACGACCUCAACCACAACGAAAUCGGCGAGUUGAUCCGUAUGCCGAAGAUGGGUAAGACCAUCCACAAGUACGUGCACCAGUUCCCCAAACUGGACCUGGCGGUUCACAUUCAGCCAAUCACACGCUCUACGCUCAAAGUGGAGCUCACCAUCACACCGGACUUCCAAUGGGAUGACAAGGUGCACGGCUCCUCGGAGGCUUUCUGGAUCCUGGUGGAGGAUGUAGACAGCGAGGUCAUCCUGCAUCACGAGUACUUCCUCCUCAAGUCCAAAUACGCUCAGGACGAACACCUGGUCACCUUCUUCGUGCCCGUGUUCGAGCCGCUCCCCCCGCAGUACUUCAUCAGAGUCGUGUCUGACCGCUGGCUCUCCUGUGAGACCCAGCUGCCAGUGUCUUUCCGUCACCUGAUCCUGCCAGAGAAGUACCCUCCUCCCACUGAGCUGCUGGACCUGCAGCCCCUCCCUGUCUCUGCUCUGAGAAACGCAGCCUUUGAGAGCCUUUACCAGAACAAGUUCCCCUUCUUCAACCCCAUUCAAACACAGGUUUUCAAUGCUGUGUACAACAGUGAUGACAACGUGUUUGUUGGAGCUCCCACCGGCAGUGGAAAGACCAUCUGUGCUGAGUUUGCCAUUCUUAGGAUGCUGCUACACAACGCUGAGGGGCGCUGUGUCUACAUCACGCCCAUGGAGGCUCUGGCUGAACAGGUGUUUAUGGACUGGCAUCAGAAGUUCCAGGAUGCCCUGAGUAAGAAGGUGGUGUUACUGACCGGAGAGACGAGCACUGACCUCAAACUGCUGGGAAAAGGCGACAUCAUCAUCAGCACCCCGGACAAAUGGGACAUCCUGUCUCGUCGCUGGAAACAGAGGAAGAACGUGCAGAACGUCAGCCUCUUCAUCGUGGACGAGACCCACCUCAUUGGCGGAGAGAACGGGCCUGUGUUGGAGGUGAUCUGCUCCAGGAUGAGGUACAUCUCAUCUCAGAUCGAGAGACCCAUCCGUAUAGUGGCACUCAGCUCCUCCUUGUCCAACGCUAAGGACGUCGCUCACUGGCUUGGCUGUAGCACCACAGCCACCUUCAAUUUCCACCCCAACGUGAGGCCUGUUCCUCUGGAGCUCCACAUCCAGGGCUUUAAUGUCAGUCACACUCAGACUCGUUUGUUGUCUAUGGCCAAACCUGUGUAUCAUGCCAUCAUGAAACACUCUCCCACCAAACCAGUCGUCGUGUUCGUGCCGUCCCGCAGGCAGACUCGCCUCACGGCCAUCGACAUCCUCACCUUCUGCGCCGCCGACGUGGUCCCCCAGAGGUUCCUGCACUGCACGGAGAAGGACCUGGCUCCGUUCCUGGAGAAACUGACAGACAACACACUGAGAGAGACUCUGUCCAACGGCGUUGGCUACCUACACGAGGGGCUCUCCGCCUCUGAGCGCAGGAUCGUGGAGCAGCUCUUCAACUCUGGUGCUGUUCAGGUGGUGGUGGCAUCUCGUUCUCUCUGUUGGGGCACGAGCAUUUCUGCCCAUUUGGUCAUUGUCAUGGAUACGCAGUACUACAAUGGCAAAAUCCACGCCUAUGUAGACUAUCCCAUUUAUGAUGUCCUCCAAAUGGUGGGGAAAGCCAACCGCCCUCUACAGGACGACGAGGGACGAUGCGUGAUCAUGUGUCAGGGCUCCAAGAAGGACUUUUUUAAGAAGUUCCUGUAUGAGCCUCUACCCGUGGAAUCCCACCUGGACCACUGUCUCCACGACCAUUUCAACGCCGAGAUCGUCACCAAGACCAUCGAGAACAAACAGGACGCCGUGGACUACUUAACCUGGACCUUCCUCUACCGCCGCAUGACCCAGAACCCCAACUACUAUAACCUUCAGGGGAUGUCACACCGUCACCUGUCAGACCACCUGUCGGAGCUGGUGGAGAACACGCUGCAGGAUCUGGAACAGUCCAAAUGCAUCAGCAUUGAGGAUGAGAUGGACGUGGCUCCACUCAACCUGGGCAUGAUCGCAGCCUACUACUACAUCAACUACACCACCAUCGAGCUGUUCAGCAUGUCUCUCAAUGCUAAGACCAAGAUCCGUGGCCUGAUCGAGAUCAUUUCCAACGCUGCUGAGUACAAGAACAUCCCCAUCAGACACCACGAAGAUGCUUUGCUCCGACAGCUGGCCCAAAAAGUACCCCACAAGCUCAACAACCCCAAAUUUAACGACCCACAUGUGAAGACCAACCUGCUGCUCCAGGCUCACCUGUCCCGCAUGCAGCUGAGUGCAGAGCUCCAGUCUGACACAGAGGAGAUCCUCAGCAAGGCAGUACGUCUGAUCCAGGCUUGCGUGGAUGUGCUGUCCAGUAACGGCUGGCUGAGUCCGGCCCUGGCUGCCAUGGAGCUGGCUCAGAUGGUCACCCAGGCUAUGUGGUCCAAAGACUCCUACCUCAAACAACUGCCCCACUUCACAUCAGACCACAUCAAACGCUGCGGCGAGAAGGGUGUGGAGAGCAUUUUCGACAUUAUGGAAAUGGAGGAUGAAGAACGUUCCGGUCUCCUGCAGCUGUCUGACUCUCAGAUGGCCGACGUGGCUCGUUUCUGUAACCGCUACCCCAACAUCGAACUGUCCUACGAGGUGGCAGAAAAGGACCAAGUCAAGAGUGGCAGUCCUGUUGUGGUGAUGGUGCAGUUAGAGAGAGAAGAGGAGGUGACCGGGCCCGUCAUCGCUCCGCUCUUCCCACAGAAACGUGAAGAGGGCUGGUGGGUCGUGAUCGGAGAUCCUAAAUCCAACAGUCUGAUCUCGAUCAAGAGGCUUACCCUACAGCAGAAAGCCAAGGUGAAACUGGAUUUUGUGGCUCCUGUGGUAGGCACCCAUAACUACACGCUGUACUUCAUGAGUGACGCUUACAUGGGCUGUGACCAGGAGUACAAGUUCAGCGUGGACGUGAAGGAGGCCGACAGUGAUGGAGACAGCGACUCAGACUAAGUCUCCAACCCCAGGAUUAGGACGGUCUAUCAUCUUUACUCUCCUGUGUUUGUUCAUUAAGAUGGGUUUGGUUUUCAUCUCCUCCUGUGUACAGUUCUUUAUGAGCAAGUAUCCGAGUUAUGGAUGUUUUGUCAGUUUAAAUUACAUUUCUACUUAUUUCAUGUUUUGAUUUUAUUUUGAAAUGACAGCUCUUUUGGUAUAUACUCCGAGGCAACCCAGUCUGAGUUUGUUUGAUCAGAAAUAAGAAUUCAGAAUGCUAGGUUGUUCAUGGUAGUUUAGUAAACUCAGAUUAUGUGUGAAGAUUUGAGAAAGAAUUGUGUAAAUGGAGACAUUUUCACUGAGCAGAUGUGUUGCUUGAAACCAUCCUUCUAAGUUAAUUGUCUUCUAUGACAGUUUGUUUAAGCAAGUAUUGAACAAGAAACCUGUUUGAGACAUGAGCACAAUUGUCCUGUACUUUGUGUUUUUAUAAAAGAAAGAAGUCACAGUUUCUGUAGAUGUUUCAUGUCCUUUGAAAUAAAGUGA
This is a messenger RNA of Chanos chanos (milkfish), 7190 nucleotides long. It is a transcript of the gene snrnp200, whose product is annotated as small nuclear ribonucleoprotein 200 (U5). The record is from RefSeq and is a predicted model, not a curated record. Gene Ontology annotation, molecular function: DNA helicase activity; nucleic acid binding; ATP binding. The transcript has 45 exons. Bases 258 to 6668 code for a protein of 2136 amino acids. Lineage: Eukaryota; Metazoa; Chordata; Actinopteri; Gonorynchiformes; Chanidae. Gene Ontology annotation, biological process: resolution of meiotic recombination intermediates. Gene Ontology annotation, cellular component: nucleus.